Messenger RNA from Aspergillus brunneoviolaceus CBS 621.78, 1347 nucleotides. RefSeq lists its product as uncharacterized. NCBI's taxonomy places the organism in Eukaryota, Fungi, Ascomycota, Eurotiomycetes, Eurotiales, Aspergillaceae. The record is from RefSeq and is a predicted model, not a curated record. The coding region runs from base 1 to 1347 and encodes 448 amino acids. The transcript has 6 exons.
AUGGGCACUUCCUGGAAUGGCGACUGUAAAGGGCCCAAGCCAGGGCUAAGUGCGAAUUCUGACAUCACAGGAACUGGUGUCGUGCUAAGCUACCUCAUCACUGCCGGGAUCGUGGCAGCCAUUCUUGUGCUGUAUUACCUAUUGGUCUUUGAUCCAGACUCCGAUCCCUUCGAGAACUCGAAACAGGGGCAUCUCCAGAGAGCAUAUCUCCCGAAUCCAGUGGAUAAGCUGAUUAUCUCACAACGCAUUCGUGCACUGAGAUCGCGGUAUCUCCCUUGUAUUCUAGCAUUUAGUGGCAUGCAACUGUUGACCGGAUUUUCCAUUCUCAUCACUGGGACCUCACAGCUUCAGGGCGGAUUGUCUACAUUUAACUGGAACGUCGUCAUCAGCGACCGCGCAUGGCGCAUCUUUUUUGUGGGCGCACUGUGCCUGUUCCUGGUGAUCGGUCUCAGGUUUACUGGUAACUAUAACUGGAUAACCGAUAGACACAUACCCCUGCCUCCUAAUUCCUCUGACAAGGAUUCGAUGUGCGAUAGUCAUGGUUUGAGUGAGGGGUUUCCUCCGGCGAUCGACGACGCUGCCACAUGCUUCCUUCUAGCCAAGCCCGAAGCAACGGAGGGCUUCUUAUCGAUGCUUCUUGCGGUGCUCCUAAUCAUCUUCUCGUUCAUCUCUCGGACUGUCCGACUUUCGAAGUCGAUCUCGGUAGAUUGGCUGGGAAGAUUUAGAAUUGGACUCAGGCUCUGGGUACAUGCCGGCUUGAAGUACGUGCAUGACUGGUCUGAUGCAGCAAAAUCGCCCCGGGGGCUCAAGUCCACUCUGUUCUACCUUCCAACAUUGGCGUUGAUCCUGACCGCUCAUCUUCUCGUCGAAGGGUUCACCUCUAUGUUUGCGGAGAUAAUCUGGUUGCUCGUCGCUUUCAUCUGGGGAGUACUCCGUCUUCUUUUCGGUAUCUGGGUAACAGAAUGCCCUGUGGGCUUUCCAGGUGGUGAGGAGGAUGAUUGGACAUUUAGGCAGGUCAUUGCUGUGGUACUCGUUGCAGGGCCUAUGCUCACCAUCAUCCAAUCUUUCUAUAAGCUUCUUGGAAAAGGCGCCAAGCACACCGCUCUGCCAUCGCAGGAUGCAACCAGCCAGGAGAAUCUUACUCUGCAGCUUCUGCCUGUCCAAAUCUCGACCCCAGUCAUUACGCCUUCCAAUCCAUCCUCACUCCCGCACCUCAGUCACCUCGACUUUCAAAGCGAUAUCUGGCAGUCGCACCACUCAACCCUAUGCAUCUCAGUCCUCUACUGUAUCUUUAUAUGCAUUGUGUUCCUGGUUGGGGCGGUCUUCGUCGGUGGUAAGAGUUUUUGA